Messenger RNA from Lagopus muta (rock ptarmigan), 1171 nucleotides. RefSeq names its product ATPase H+/K+ transporting subunit beta (gene ATP4B). NCBI's taxonomy places the organism in Eukaryota, Metazoa, Chordata, Aves, Galliformes, Phasianidae. The coding region runs from base 1 to 864 and encodes 287 amino acids. The record is from RefSeq and is a predicted model, not a curated record. Gene Ontology annotation, biological process: intracellular potassium ion homeostasis; intracellular sodium ion homeostasis; sodium ion export across plasma membrane. Gene Ontology annotation, molecular function: ATPase activator activity. Gene Ontology annotation, cellular component: sodium:potassium-exchanging ATPase complex. The transcript has 7 exons.
AUGGCAACUUUAAAUGAAAAGAAGACCUGCAGUGAACGGAUGGAAAAUUUCCGCCGUUUUGUCUGGAAUCCAGAAACGAAGCUGUUUAUGGGAAGGACCUUGAUUAACUGGGUGUGGAUCAGCCUGUACUACCUGGCCUUCUACGUGGUGAUGACCGGGAUCUUUGCCCUCUCCAUAUACUCCCUAAUGAGGACGGUGAAUCCUUACGAGCCAGAUUACCAAGACCAGCUCAAGUCCCCAGGUGUAACAUUACGACCAGACGUGUAUGGGCACAGAGGGCUACAAAUCUACUACAACGCAUCUGACAACAAGACCUGGGAGGGGCUGGUGACAAUGCUCCAGACGUUUCUGACAGCAUAUAGCCCAGCUGCUCAGCAUCUGAACAUCAACUGCACAAGCAACACAUACUUCAUCCAGAACACCUUUGAUGGUCCAAAUAACACAAAACUGUCCUGCAAGUUUACAUCAGAUAUGCUUCAAAACUGCUCUGGCAUCACAGAUCCUACUUUUGGAUUUCCAGAAGGAAAACCCUGCUUUAUUGUAAAGAUGAACAGGAUUAUCAAAUUUUAUCCUGGCAACGGCACAGCACCGAGAGUGGACUGCACCUACGGUGACGAGUCCCGCCCGCUGGAGGUAGAAUACUACCCGGUGAAUGGCACCUUCAACCUGCACUACUUCCCCUACUAUGGAAAGAAAGCACAGCCCACUUACAGUAAUCCUUUGGUAGCGGUGAAAUUUCUCAACAUUACAAAGAAUGUAGAAGUCAAGAUAGUGUGCAAAAUCAUUGGAGCCGGGAUUACCUUUGAUAACGUUCAUGACCCCUAUGAAGGCAAAGUGGAAUUUAAAUUGAAAAUAGAGGACUGAGCAGCGAGAGACACUUCUGAAAAGCUGAUGUGAAGAAUGACUUACCUGUUGUCACAUAGACUGAUAUUUAUUUCCUAUGAUUGCCAUAUGAAUGUACUCAAAUUACAGUGAGUAGACAGUUUCUACUGAGAGGUAACCCAUACAACUAAAAACCAGUACAUCACUCAGCGUACAAAAGAGAUGGGAAUUAUCCCCAAUGUACACAGCCUAGUGUUCUGUGGCUACACUGUGCUUAAACCUCUAUGCAAAUCCUUGUACAAAACAUGUGUCUUCUAACCCAAGCAGGUGUGCUUUCCAAGAAGAGGAA